Molecule: messenger RNA, 5929 nt
Organism: Oncorhynchus kisutch (coho salmon)
Lineage: Eukaryota; Metazoa; Chordata; Actinopteri; Salmoniformes; Salmonidae
Product: arf-GAP with dual PH domain-containing protein 1
Exons: 11
Coding region: 348-1481 (377 amino acids)
Biological process (GO): positive regulation of GTPase activity
Cellular component (GO): cytoplasm; intracellular membrane-bounded organelle; plasma membrane
Molecular function (GO): phosphatidylinositol bisphosphate binding; GTPase activator activity; phosphatidylinositol-3,4,5-trisphosphate binding
Source: RefSeq, a predicted model, not a curated record
UCACUUUUGAGAGAGAGUGAGCGAGCGAGAAAGAGAGAGAGAAAGGGAGAUAGAGAACACUGGUGUAUAGAGAGCAGGAACUGGGAGUAAGAGUAGGGUGGAAUUCACACGGAAUAUUCAGCUGUACAUUUCGUUGGAUAUAUAUGUUUUCAUAAUUAUUGCGACGUGGACACUGUUUCUCUUGUCUCAGAUGUGAUCGUGUUUCCAUCACAUCACUGCCCCCGGUGUCCAGUGAGUGACAACUACAGUGGAUAUUAUUUAACUCCGCCAGAACAGCCGUCAGUAAGCCUUCACUUUCGAGGUUUUGGAGUCGAUCAAUUAAUUUAAUUGGAAAAUACAUUCCCAACAUGGCUACGGAUCAAGAAAAUAAUAAACAGCGUAUGAUAAAGCUGUUGGAGAGACCGGGGAACGGGAGCUGUGUGGAUUGCGGAGCUGCAGACCCGGAGUGGGCGUCCUACACCCUGGGUGUGUUUGUGUGUCAGAGCUGCUCGGGUCUCCAUAGAAACAUCUCCCAGAUCAGCAAAGUCAAGUCUGUCCUGCUGGACCCAUGGAGUGAUGCAGAGGUAGAGUUCAUGGCGUCCAACGGAAACAAUGCUGCUAAAGCCAAAUAUGAACAGAAGGUGCCUGUUUUCUACUACCGUCCAACACAUACAGACUGCCAGCUCCUUCGGGAACAGUGGAUAAGAGCCAGAUACGAGAGGAAGGAGUUUGUGUGUGUGGAGAGACAGGAGCCUUACUCUGCAGGGUACCGAGAGGGGUUUCUAUGGAAACGGGGCCGAGAUAACGGACAGUUCCUGAGUCGAAAAUGUAUUCUGUCAGAGCGGGAUGGUGCUCUGAAGUACUACAACAAGCAUGAUGCCAGAGAGCCCAAGGCUCUGAUGAAGAUUCACACCCUGAAUGCCUCCUUCCAGCCUGGGAAGAUCGGCCAGCCUCACGGCCUGCAGGUCACCUAUCUGAAGGACAACAGCACUAGGAAUAUCUUUGUCUACCACAAGGAUGGCAAGGAAAUGGUGGACUGGUUCAACGCCAUCAGAGCAGCCAGAUUUCACUACCUACAGGUCGCUUUCCCUGGGGCCCAUCACGCUGAUUUGGUGCCAAAGCUGACACGAAACUAUAUCAAGGAAGGCUACAUGGAGAAGACGGGUCCAAAGCACACAGAGGGCUUCAAGAAGAGAUGGUUCUCUAUGGAUGACAGGAGACUCAUGUACUUCAAGGAUCCUCUGGAUGCCUAUGCGCGCGGUGAGGUGUUCAUUGGUAGUAAGGAGAACAGCUACAUUGUGCUACCCGGCCUUCCCCCAUCCACCCAGGGCUACCACUGGCAGUUUGGCAUCACCAUAGUAACGCCCGACAGGAAGUUCCUGUUUACGUGCGAGACCGAGGAGGAGCAGCAGGAUUGGAUGGCUGCUUUUCAGGGUUUGGUGAAUCGACCUAUGCUGCCCCAGGAAUAUGCAGUGGAGGCCCACUUUAAGCACAAGCCCUGAGAGGAGGAGGAGAAGGAAAAAGAGGGAGGCUGGACAUAUCCCCUGGAUGAAGACAGACAAAUAGAAUCCUUCUCCUCAUAAGAAAAAUAUAUAUACAAUUAAAGAUAAACCAUACAGAGCAGUAAAGGAGGGGGUAGAGAGGACUACAGAGGGUGGUGUUACCAUUCAGUUGCCAUACUCUUCUACUCUGCCUUACCCCAAAUCCUGCCCAUAUAUACUGUAAAUGAACAAAAAUAUAAACGCAACAUGCAACAAUUUCAAUUUUUUUAUAGAGUUACAGAUCAUAUCAGUCAAUUGAAAUAAAUAAAUUAGGCCCCAAUCUAUGGAUUUCACGCCUGAGCAGGGACGCAGCCAUGGGAGUCCUAGGAGGGCGUAGGCCCACCCACUUGGGAGCCCAGCCAAUCAGAAUGAGUUCUUCCCCACAAAAGUGCUUUAUUACAGACAGAAAUACUCUUUCAUUUCAUCGCCCGUAGGUGAAAAAGCCAGAUGUGGAGGUCCUGGGCUGGCGUGGUUACACGUGGUCUGUGGUUGUGGAGGUCCUGGGCUGGCGUGGUUACACGUGGUCUGCGGUUGUGGAGGUCCUGGGCUGGCGUGGUUACACGUGGUCUGCGGUUGUGGAGGUCCUGGGCUGGCGUGGUUACACGUGGUCUGCGGUUGUGAGGCUGGUUGGACAUACUGGCAAAUUCUCUAAAACGACAUUGGAGAUGGCCUAUUUACCUUUAUUUAACUAGGCAAGUCAGUUAAGAACAAAUUCUUAUUUUCAAUGACGGCCUACUGGGGAACAGUAUGCUAACUGCCUGUUCAGGGGCAGAACCACAGAUUUGUACCAUGUCAGCUCGAGGAUUUGAACUUGCAAUCUUUCGGUUACUAGUCCAACGCUCUAACCACUAGGCUACCCUGCCGCCCCGAUAGACAAGUUAACAUUCAGUUCACUGGCAACAGCUCUGGUGGACGUUCCUGCAGUUAGCAUGCCAAUUGCAUGGUCCCUUAAAACUUGAGACAUCUGUGCCAUUGUGUUGUGUGACAAAACUGCACAUUUUAGAUUGGCCUUUUAUUGUCUCCAGCACAAGGUGCACCUGUGUAAUGAUCAUGCUGUUUAACCAUCUUCUUUAUAUGCCACACCUGUCAGGUGGAUGGAUUAUUUUGGCAAAGGAAAAAUGCUCACUAACAGGGAUGUAAACAAAUGUGUGCACAAAAUUGGAGAGAAAUAAGCUUUUUGUGCAAAUGGAACGUUUCUGGGAUCUUUUAUUCAGCUCAUGAAACAUGGGACCAACACUUUACAUGUUGCAUUUAUAUUUUGGUUCAGUAUAGUUGGAAAGAGAGCCCAGAAUUAUGUUGACCUCCUUAACUCAUAGGAAGUCCCACCAAGUUGACUACAUACCCUUCAAUGGCGCUGCUAGUGCUGAGUGAUUAGUGCUUUUUGAGGUCGGUUCGGUUUCGGUUAGAUAAGAAAAUAAUCAAGUAUUUUUUACAUUAAAUGCGCUAUUCAUAAUGUGGGUUGAAUACUGUAACAACACAGAAUAAAACAAAUGAAUACAAUUCCCAUGAAGGUAGUGACUGCCCAUUACUGCUUAUCACUUAAUACCCAUCAUUUAUUCACAUUACUUUCAUCAAAUAUUAAGUUGUGUAUUUACAUUUGUUUCAUUUUAUGACUUUAUUAUUUUAUUCCAAGUCAUCAUCUCAUCUCCAUAGAGCUGCUGCCUAUGCUGUCUGACAAAUUCACAAUUUUAGUAGUUCUUUAAAGUAAAUAAGGCAUAUUUUAUGACUGCUAAAUACCAGCUAACAAUCACUUAGAUCAUGUAUUUUCAGGUAGAGAUAUCUUGUGAAGCAACAGAUGCUCUCUAUAUCACCUCACAAUCACGCAUUCUUCUGUCUCUUCCAUAGCAAUUGAAAAGAAACACCGAUGGGACAAGUAGAUUCGCAAUGGAUUAUGGUCAUUGUAGUUAAUUACCACGUUUAUGCACUAAACUAAUGUUGAAUAUUAGCCCUGUUGGAAACUACAACUCCCUACUAUAUUGCACAGUUCAGGCUGUAUGCAAUAUAUCUAGAGUUUCUAGAGAAACUGUGCAACCCAAACAAAAUGGAAUUCAAAUAAUUUAACCUCCGUCGGUCAAUUAGUUGUUCAAAAAAUGAAAAAUAACCGACAUUUAGAUGAAUCGUUCAGCACUAGGCACUACACAUGCUAAAACAGAUUUUCUGGCAAGUGCACCCUCUAUUCAUCUCUAUGACCCUGCCUCAUGUAUCUCCAGACUCUGCUUUGUGCCAACUCCACCCUCUAUUCAUCUCUAUGACCCUGCCUCAUGUAUCUCCAGACUCAGCUUUGUGCCAACUCCACCCUCUAUUCAUCUCUAUGACCCUGCCUCAUGUAUCUCCAGACUCAGCUUUGUGCCAACUCCACCCUCUAUUCAUCUCUAUGACCCUGCCUCAUGUAUCUCCAGACUCAGCUUUGUGCCAACUCCACCCUCUAUUCAUCUCUAUGACCCUGCCUCAUGUAUCUCCAGACUCAGCUUUGUGCCAACUCCACCCUCUUAGUCACUUUAUCUUUCCAUGUCGUUGGACUCAGGAGUACAUCUGAAAUGGCACCCUAUUCCCUAUAAAACACCUGUAUAGGGCUCUGGUAGUAGUAGUACACUAUAGGGAAGAGGGGGACAUUAAUCCAAAUCACCAUUAUUCACCAAGUACAUUUACACAUACCCAGAAUGUGCCUUGGUGCUGCCCGCAGUAGACAAUAUACAAACAGAAUACAGACACAUAGACAUCAUACAGAAUGAACAACAUUGGAACAGUGACCAUAAAACAUCAAACUGUGGAGUAGAGGCUGAUUACAGUGGGAACAGACCAUCUACAGAGGGCUAUAUCUAUAUAAGCAGAGGGAGGGAUCCUGCCGUGGAAACUGUGUUGUACAGAGGUGUACAUAGUGCAGAUUAGUGGUUGAGGUCAUUGAUGAGAAGGUUCAGGAAAUCGGCCCAAUGCAAAGUCAUAUGAAUGUUUUCCCAACUGUCCUACAGUUGUCGUGAGAAAAUAACUUGACCAUUUACAAAAGAGAUACAGCUGGUAUAUGUGUAAUGUUGGCUCCUGGACUGAAUGUACGUGUGAUGUGGACCUUGUUUGUUAAAUGACAUGAUAUGCUAACCUGGUCCCAGAUCUGUUAAUGUGGUCUUGACAAGUCCUAUGGUCAUCCUCAAGUUGGCAAAACUGCACUAACAGAUCUGGGACCAAGCUAAUGUUAUGCUGCUUUGAUAGUUGAUAGUGAAUAUUUUCCUUCUCUUUUGACACUGGACUGAAUAAUACAUCAAGGCCAGUGGGAACUGACUGAAUGUGACAGGGCCAUUUAGUGUCUCUAGUGAAUAAUAACUGCUCUGUUAUGGAAACUACUAGAGAGACAGACAUUGAUUCUGUGGAUGUAUUUCCUUGUUCAUUUCUUUGUAUUGGUGCAGAUGUAUAUUCAUUUAUUUAUCGCUUUGUGUUGUGAAGCUUAACAUUGACAAGCACUGCAGGUACAGGAACCAUUUUUUGUAUUUUAUAGCUGUAAAUGACUACAUUUGAAAGGGAGAAUUGUGAAUUACUUGAAAAGGUUUCUCCAGUGAAAAAAAUACUAUUUAAUAUGUCAGUUGUUACUUCAAAUACUUCAGAAAUUGCUCAUCUAAAAGAAAACAUGGAAGGAUGAAUUUCUAAAGUAUUCUAAUAUGUCAUUUUGGUGUCCUGCCUACAGGUUCUUUCCAUGUAUUGUAACUUAUCUUUUCCAGCAGGGGGAGACAAAGUCAAAACUUUGAACACACUCUUGUUCAGAUUUUUACAUGGGGAGAAUCUCAAUUCAAUUUGCUCGACUCCUCUCCACUGCCCUCUCCUGGUUGAAAACGUGGACACAAAUGUGCUUGUAUUAAAUUAGACCUGGCUUCACUCGUGCACCAUCAUUUAGAGAGGAAUCCCAAAAUAUGUGUAAAGUGUUAAAAAUAAAUGUAGCCCGACAUUUUAUAGACAACAGAUUUAGUAGCAUAUAGUUUUUAAACGUGAACAUGCGUUUGUCUUCCGAGAAGAAAACAACUGAUUUUGUGUCGGAUUUCAAAACGCUUCUACGAUACGGAGCCGAGCGGGUACAUUUGUGCUUCCUCGCUGGGAGAAGGCUAUUGAGGAGGACCACUACUCCGUUCGCCUAUUAACAAAUUGACACUCGUCUACAUAUGGCGACCACUUUUCGUUUCAUGGGUCACGAAAGAGAAAAGUACUUACGAGUAGAAGAGGACAGGCUUUUCUCCAAUUGAGAAACUCCCAUGACUUCCAAUGUGCUCUUUUUAAGUGACAAAAAGAGAUUGAGACACAUUGGAUUAGAUCAAGAGUCCCAACAAUGACUAGUAUUUUGUUGUAAUCUUUAUUGUGUUGAACUUUAAUUUGAGAAGAAAGUCAAUUCACACUGAAAAGUAAUAAAACAUCUCAUGAAGGUAUAACAA